GGCUGUCGCCCUCGACCGACACAUUAGCAAUCACGUUUCUGAGUGCGUGACUCGGGGGAAUUGAUCCGUUGCGAGAGAUCUGCGGUGAUGUCCACGAGACCCUCCAAACAAGGUUUAGUCCACAACAUCUGAUCCGAUCUCUGCCCCUCCGUCAACCCGUCUUUGCCGCCAUCAGUAAAUAUAUCUCUUGCCAGGCUAAUACCACCAUCGAAGCGCUGCGGAACAACCACGGGAAAAGCAAGUCUCCGCCCAGGAAUCUCAGCGGUAGUUACUUCGUUACGAGUCAAGGGAAAAAAAAUAAAAAUAAAAAUAAAAACAAAAAGUGCGGGGAACCACUGAUCUCAACGGGCCCGAACCCGAUCUUUUCCCAACCCAAUAUCAGAGUGGUUUGUUCCACGAAACCCAGGCAUCCUGGGUUAUACCUUCUUAUCAAAAUCUCACCGGGGUGCUGAACCGUCCUUCUUUUGUUCCUUGAAAGAUUCUCUCCUGCCGCUUUUACAGGCAGGGUCCAGACGGAAUUCCUUCAUCGAAUCAGACUUGCGUUGUCACUACUACGUUUCCCAACCCCGUUGAAGAAAUCAUGGCUGAUAGAACAGGCUCCUACAACCCAUUUUCCAGGCGAUCGUCUCACGGUCCAAAGACCGUGAACACGUAUCGGGUAUUGACGCCUCUGUCUUGGCUCCUCGUAGUGGUCUUCGGCAUCUAUUACUCGGUACGCGGCCCUGAUGAUGUUCCAUCAGGCUCUACUAUAGGGAAUCAAGCCGAGAUCAAUCCCACACCCUUUUCGCAGACCAAGACAAUCACCAUCAUCUACUGGGUUAUUCUCCUUGUUUCUCAGCUCGGAUAUAUGGGGCAACUCUGGUCCUCAAAUCCCGAGAGAUUGACGGCGGCUGCCAAUGUGGCGCCGCACUUCAUCCUAAACAAUCUCUUCAUACUCUCUUUCAUUCUCCUUUGGGUUCGCUCCCAUUUCUGGGGUGCCGAAGUCUUCGACAUUGUCUCGUUGCUCAACCAGGGCACGCUAUACUGGAGAUACCCAGGUCUUCCCGAAUAUAUCCACCUUCCAGCAGUGGCGGGACCCUAUGCUUGGUCCAUCACGACUCUCUUCUGGAAUGGAGCGGUUGCCGUGGGCGGUUACAGCCUUCCAAAGAGGAUAGUUGCCAAUGUGUUCAUCUGGGUCAUGUUCCUCUUUGGACAGGCCCACAUUGCACGCCGGAAUGAUCGUUCGCUCGGCUACUCACUCAGUCUUCUGACUUUGUCACUUGCUCUCAAGCAGUUCUCCUUGAAGAUCAUCUCCUUACAGUGGAUCUUCGCCUUCAUAAUCUUUGGCAUCUUCCUGGUAUCAUCAUUGUACAGCUCAACUACCAGAUACUACAAGCGAGACUUCUUCCUCAGAAGUCUGGUCGAGCCCGAAGCCGGCGACCGUGAACGCGAGCCCUUGCUCAGCAAUGCGUAAAGAGGGCUAGGUCCACCUUACUAAAGUGGCCACUAACAUUACGGAAACGGGAUCCCGAGAAGUCCACAAUGGUAAUUUUUCAUGCCGUUGUUUCCAGCUUAUGCCUCAGUAACAUGGUGAAGUUUUUAGUUCUGUAUCUGUGUCUUUCUCAGAAAUUGCUAAAGUUAUUCCUAGCUAAAGUCAGAGCAGAAUAUCGUGCUUCAUAUUGCAAUUUGGAAAAAAAAAAAAAUUGGAAAAGGAAAUGUGUGGUAUCCCACCUAUUAGCUCUCAUGUGUUGGGUCCUCUUAACUUGGUAAUUUGAGGCCCUUGGCUUUCCCUUAUAAUGAUAUGCUCCUUUGUCGUUCAGAUGCGGUUUGGCUAGUCUCCAUUACUUAAUCCAAAUAGCUUUUUGUUCUCUCAUAUCUCCUCUUGGUUUGUGGGUAUUUCGGGUGCGAGCGUAAUGCUUCUCGAUGCGGGUUUUGAGCGGGAGCUCAACUUGGCAGCAUUGGAGAAUGAUGUCAUUCCGCUAGCUUUCUCUGCCGUUGGAUGAAGAUCCACUGCUAACUACCGGGUAGCCCAUGGGAGACAAACGACCUAAAGUCAACUGAAAUAUCACGAAAGGGGAACAGUAAAUAUGAUAACUGGUAAAGGCAUUCAGAGCUUCCGCAAGACUUGACCGCUCCCUUCAUCCGGAUUGUCUCCUCGAUUCUUAAUGUGCCGCCUCAAGUGACCUGAGUAUUAUUCUGACUUCCAGUUUGAACAUUUAUUUCGGAUUCUGACGCUGUCGAGUCGGGAAUUAGGGAAAGCUCUGACGGCAGGGAGAUCAGCUCCGCAUAGCUUCUCUCAGAGCGAAUAGCUGUGCAGGUGUCAACGCUCACGUGGAAGAGGACAGGGGAUUGUUGCCAUGAUAAAAUCUUUAGAUUCGUGGAUUCUUCGCUCGAAAAGAUAUUCUUUAAGCCUGAUGAUUGACAUGCAUGCCGAGUAGCCAGGAGAAACACACAAUGUGGUUUGUUCUACGGAGUACUCCGUGCACAUAACUGGAAUUCUUCCAGUUCGCAGCCCAGAGGAACUGGGAAAAGGAAAGUCUCGAUGGUUAUUGUUGGCCCCUUGGUCAAUUCCAGAACUUCCUCCGCGAAUUCUGGCAGCCAGAAGAAGAAUAGACAAAGGCA
This is a messenger RNA of Coccidioides posadasii C735 delta SOWgp, 2601 nucleotides long. RefSeq lists its product as uncharacterized. Lineage: Eukaryota; Fungi; Ascomycota; Eurotiomycetes; Onygenales; Onygenaceae. The record is from RefSeq and is a predicted model, not a curated record.